AGCUUCUCCACUUCACUCUUUUUUUCCCCUCAAUAAUAUUAUUUUCUCAUCUUCCUUCAAUUAAAUCGCCCAAUCCAACAUAUCAAACACUUUGUUAUCUCCGCCCCCUUCCUAAUUCAUAUAUAUAGUUAUAGGUGGCAUUUGAGUUCUCAAUCUGAUACUCCAUUUUUUCUUUGUUUUGUUUUAUUCGUGGGUUUUUCUAAAUGGCUGCUAUUAUACAAGGAAUUGGUGCUGCUACUGCACUUUCCUCAGCCAAUUCUUUGGAUUCCAAGAAAUCACUUUUCGCCAAUUCUCGCAGAUCUUUUUCAGAGAGGAAAGGAAGUUUUUGUGUGGUCGGAUCUGAUGGGCGUUUGAGCUAUUCUUUGAACCGACGUGGCGGUGGGGGAAGAGCUGAACAAAUAAUUACUAAUGCAGUUGCUGCAAAAGAAAAUACUGCUGCUGCUUCUACUUCAUCCAAGCCGGGGCAUGAACUGUUGCUCUUUGAGGCCCUCCGCGAAGGGCUUGAAGAAGAGAUGGACAGAGAUCCUACUGUUUGUGUAAUGGGUGAAGAUGUCGGCCAUUAUGGAGGUUCGUACAAGGUGACUAAAGGCCUUGCUCCAAAGUAUGGUGAUCUCAGGGUUCUCGACACUCCCAUUGCUGAGAACUCUUUCACUGGUAUGGGAAUUGGUGCUGCAAUGACUGGCCUGCGUCCAGUUAUUGAGGGAAUGAACAUGGGAUUUCUUCUUCUAGCCUUCAACCAGAUAUCUAACAACUGUGGUAUGCUCCACUACACAUCUGGUGGCCAGUUUAAGAUACCAGUCGUCAUUCGAGGUCCUGGUGGAGUUGGUCGACAGCUUGGAGCAGAGCACUCUCAGCGCCUCGAGUCAUAUUUCCAGUCAAUUCCUGGAAUCCAAAUGGUUGCCUGCUCAACCCCUUACAAUGCCAAGGGCUUGAUGAAGGCGGCUAUUAGGAGUGACAACCCUGUGAUUCUGUUUGAGCAUGUUUUGCUCUACAACCUCAAGGAGAGAAUUCCAGACGAAGAGUACGUGUUGAAUCUUGAAGAAGCAGAGAUGGUAAGACCUGGGGAGCAUGUUACCAUUUUAACUUAUUCCAGGAUGAGGUAUCACGUGAUGCAGGCUGCGAAGACCCUUGUGGACAAGGGUUAUGAUCCUGAGGUCAUUGAUAUCAGGUCAUUGAAACCAUUUGACCUUCACACCAUCGGAAAUUCAGUGAAGAAAACUCACCGUGUGCUCAUCGUUGAGGAAUGUAUGCGGACAGGAGGUAUUGGUGCCAGCUUGACAGCCGCUAUAACUGAGAACUUCCAUGACUAUUUAGAUGCCCCAAUUGUUUGUCUGUCAUCACAGGAUGUGCCAACCCCGUAUGCUGGGACGUUAGAGAACUGGACUGUUGUCCAACCUCCCCAGAUUGUUACUGCAGUUGAACAGCUUUGCCAGUGAUCAAGUGGUAGAACCAUUUGGUAGUUACGCCAUUUCGUUGUCAUAGUUCGACUUCUGAUUGUUAGUUAAAAUGUCUGAUCUUGUUAUAGAUUUGAGUUUGUGGGUCUUUCAAGUUCAGUUAAGGUGAGAUGUGUCUGUUGUUUCGUUAUCUAGUACCUACACCUAUAUGGUAUUUAGAUUUUUUUUUAUAUACUGGUAAGGUUAAAAGACUUGAUUGAAACAUGAUCAUUUUUUCUUUGUUUCAUUUGAGAUUAAUUUCUUAACUUUGUACCUGAUAAUUGAAGCGAGUUGUUUUACAUUUAAAUA
Molecule: messenger RNA, 1742 nt
Organism: Nicotiana tabacum (common tobacco)
Lineage: Eukaryota; Viridiplantae; Streptophyta; Magnoliopsida; Solanales; Solanaceae
Product: pyruvate dehydrogenase E1 component subunit beta-3, chloroplastic
Source: RefSeq, a predicted model, not a curated record